AGGGGGGCUGAGCAACACAACACGAAAGUUCAAAUUCAAAAUGGCGACUUGCAGUGCUUGCGUUUUGAGACGAGUAAGCCCAUUUAUCCCCAGAAAUGAAUUAUUUCUCGCGGGGAUACUGACGCGUUACACGAGAAAAUAUAACGCUUUACACAGUUUUCCUGUGCGCUGUUUUUCAAGUGGAGGGGUCGUUUUUCCGUGGGCCCAACAACUAGCAGAUGUCUAUGGACGGAGUCCUUUUUUACAUCGUCUGGUAGGAGGUUUGUCUCUGGCAAGAUCGCUCCGAAAAGUUCCCGAUGGUAAUUUAGAUGUAAAAGAAUUUUUGUAUUCUGCAAAGGAUUGUAUUCUACUAUGUACGCGGCUUAUGGCAACUUUAGACUGUGAAAAUAAACUGGAAAAUUUGCUAAGCAAAGCUCUCUAUAGGAAUACUCAAAGGGCACUUGACCAGUUAAAGACUUCUUCCAGUGAUAAUGGAGAUCUACGCAUGCAUUUGGAGGUGGAGAAGAUCAGGAAUCUUAGCAUUGCAGGUAUACGUUCUGUGGUUGGCCCUGAUGAUGCGGGAGAUGACUACGUCUUUGCUGAAUUUCUCGGCCAGCAAUGUAUUAUCCCUGCAUCAGAAGUUGAGCCAAUGGUUAAUGGCAUAGCAUCCUUCUCCAUGCAGCACUGCCGAGACAUUGCACGAGCAGCUUUUGAUGAAGGCUUCAGGUUCCAGAUUGAUGUCAAGUUUAUGACUCGCGAGAGGUUCUUCAUCUGCAGGAGACUGCCGAAUGGUCUAGAUGACGUCCUGGAUGGUACAAAAGAGACGGUGUCUUGUGUCCAUCUGUGGAGGUUCGAGUCUCAGUUUGACUGGCAGAACUACUCACAAGGCAUCUAUCCCCUUGACUGGGUCAUCUCAGAUAUUGACAGAUUUAUUCAACACAAUGUCCCACAGCCACGCCCCUUUUUCAGCCAAUGACUACAGCUAGAUAAUGCUAAUAGAGGAAUGACGGUUUGACGGAGGGUUGUAAUCAGUAUCAAUAAUCAAUAAAUCAUGUAAUUUUUAGAAA
This is a messenger RNA of Nematostella vectensis (starlet sea anemone), 1046 nucleotides long. RefSeq lists its product as uncharacterized. Bases 41 to 955 code for a protein of 304 amino acids. The record is from RefSeq and is a predicted model, not a curated record. The transcript is spliced from 9 exons. NCBI's taxonomy places the organism in Eukaryota, Metazoa, Cnidaria, Anthozoa, Actiniaria, Edwardsiidae.